CCAAAUUCUUCAUCCCUAAACUCACGUUUUCCAAAGCAAAUUAUCAAAUCCUUCAACCCUCAAAACACGUUUUCCAUCUUUCAAUCGGUACGUCGAUAUCAAAGGAACAAGGCUACACCAAUGGCGAUUUCUUCCUAUGCUGCUGUUUCAAUCUCCAAAACCCUAAUGAAAACAUCAACCUCCAUUCCAAGAUUACCGAUCCAAAACCACCUCAACACAACCCACAAACCUAAACUCUCUCUGGCUUCCAUCUUCAGAUUACACACACCAAAACCACUCACCUCUAACACCUACCAACUGAACCAGAUAAAAUCCCUCUUCACAGGAAUAGUUGAAGAAAUGGGAGAAGUCAAGCAACUUGGUUUCGACGAAUCUGGUGAAUCAUUCGACAUGGUAAUUCAUUCGCCAACCGUCCUCCAAGAUGUCAAUCUCGGCGACAGCAUAGCUGUAAACGGCACUUGUUUAACAGUCACAGAAUUCGACACCCAACGAUUGGAAUUCAAAGCCGGGUUGGCCCCAGAGACGUUGAGGAAAACGUCGUUGAUGGAAUUGGAAAAGGGUUCGGUUGUUAAUCUGGAGAGGGCUGUGAAGCCCUCUACUCGAAUGGGCGGGCAUUUUGUGCAAGGGCAUGUGGAUGGAACAGGAGAGAUUGUUUCGAUGGAACCGGAGGGGGAUUCGUUAUGGAUUAAGGUGAAAACUUCUCCAGAGGUUUUGAAAUUUAUAGUGCCGAAAGGGUUUAUUGCGGUGGAUGGGACUAGCUUGACUGUGGUUAAAGUGUUUGAUGAAGAGGAGUGUUUCAAUUUCAUGAUGGUUGAGUAUACUCAACAGGAAGUUGUGAUUCCAUUGAAGAAAGUUGGGCAGAAGGUGAAUUUGGAAGUGGAUAUAUUGGGCAAGUAUGUGGAGAAGCUUCUUAGCAGUGGUUUUGUGGACACUAUCAAAACAAGAUGAUGAUGAUGAUGAUGAUGAUGAUGAUGAUGAUGAUGAUGAUCCCAUUUGAUGUACUCUUUAUCUUUUUUCAGGUUUUACUUUGAGUUUGAGCCAUGUAUCAAGCUUUCUGCAAUCUUGUAUUGGAGAUUUAUUAUAUGCUUUGUUGGUUUGAUUCUGAAAAAAUAAUAAAUUAGAACGGCAACUCACAUACUCUUUAA
Messenger RNA from Helianthus annuus (common sunflower), 1145 nucleotides. Its product is annotated as riboflavin synthase. The transcript has 2 exons. Lineage: Eukaryota; Viridiplantae; Streptophyta; Magnoliopsida; Asterales; Asteraceae. Gene Ontology annotation, biological process: riboflavin biosynthetic process. The record is from RefSeq and is a predicted model, not a curated record. The coding region runs from base 121 to 948 and encodes 275 amino acids. Gene Ontology annotation, molecular function: riboflavin synthase activity.